Molecule: messenger RNA, 1191 nt
Organism: Osmerus eperlanus (European smelt)
Lineage: Eukaryota; Metazoa; Chordata; Actinopteri; Osmeriformes; Osmeridae
Exons: 3
Coding region: 2-910 (302 amino acids)
Molecular function (GO): nucleic acid binding
Source: RefSeq, a predicted model, not a curated record
GAUGCUGACCAGGGUGGACCCAGCUGCAGCAGCCCAGAGGUGGAGCAACGUUGUUGCAAGACGCAGUUAUCAUGUGCCAUUUCCAAACAGUUUAUGGCACAUAGAUGGCCACAUGCGUCUCAUACGAUGGGGAUUUGUGACCCACGCUGGAAUUGAUGGUCGUUCUCGUGUGAUCACGUUCCUGAGAUGCAGUACAAACAACACUGCUAUAACUGUGCUUUCACAUUUUGUCAGAGCCACUUGUCAAUAUGGAGUCCCAUCAAGAGUGAGGUCAGAUUGCGGAGGUGAAAACACUUUGGUUGCACUGCUAAUGACUUUGUUAAAUGGACAGGGUCGUGGUAGCCACAUCACUGGCAGAUCGGUUCAUAACCAGCGGAUUGAACGUCUUUGGAGAGAUGUGUUCAUCCAGGUCAUCCACAGUUUCUAUAAUCUCUUUUACUCUUUCGAGGAAGACCUAAUUUUGGAUCCAAAUGACAACAUCCAUAGGUUUUCACUGCACAAGACAUACCUGCCUGAAAUCCAGAAUAGUUUGGAUUGUUUCAGAGUUGCAUGGAACAGUCACAGUCUACGCACAGAGCACAACUGCACACCCAAUCAAAUCUGGAUGGACGGCAUGCUUGGAAACAUUCACCAAAAUGCCACAGCUGUGCAGAGAGUCUUUGGGGAGGAUCCGUACACAGAGGAAAGCUUGGAAACAAUGUUGGGAAGAUAUGAUAUUCAGCUACCUCGGUUGCAAGCUGAAGCUGAUAAUGAUGACCUAGACCGAGCUGUCAUCGUAGAACCACCUCCGGUUGCUCUGACGCCUGAACAAGAGCAGGCUCUUCAGGAUGCCUUGACGGGGAUCACAGAUUUAAAACUGAGGUAUCAAAGCUGCUGUAGAGUUUUGAGUGAAUUUGGCAUUGGACAGUGAAUGUAUGCGAGUCGUCCAGUUUCUUGCAGUAAGGUACACAGGAAGACAAGUGUUGUAGCCGAUAGUCUGUAUGUUUAGUAGCAGCGUGGCAAAGGUUUACGGGCACGCUGAGGGAUCCCGGAGUGCAACAUGUUUGAAUACUUUAUAUCAAGUGUGAUUAAUGAAAUGGGAAGCAGCAGUAAUACUUUGUAUGAUGUACCAUGUUGUGUUUUGUCUGUAAAUGAGAACCUAGUGCACUGUAAUAUGGCAAUUGUAAUCCUACAUGUACCUACAAUGAUUGG